Dinoponera quadriceps is the source of this 4466-nucleotide messenger RNA. It is a transcript of the gene Best2, whose product is annotated as serine-rich adhesin for platelets. Gene Ontology annotation, molecular function: chloride channel activity. The transcript has 10 exons. The record is from RefSeq and is a predicted model, not a curated record. The coding region runs from base 346 to 2886 and encodes 846 amino acids. Lineage: Eukaryota; Metazoa; Arthropoda; Insecta; Hymenoptera; Formicidae.
CGUCCGUCAGUGGAGUUCAGUCAGUAGACAGUCGGUUCGCCCGGUCAGCUGGUUCCGUCCAUCCGCGCGUGAACAGAACUUCCUGAUGGUAAACCCAUCGCGAGCUAUCAGGUAAAUCCCGGUGAGCUUCCUGUCCCUUCCCGAGGUCUCCCCGAGCGAUCAUCAGCGAUCGGAACGGAUCGGCGGCCCGCGCGCCGCAUGUGCGCGAGUGUACAGCAUCUCCACCGGAAACACCGACGAGCACGGUGCGCGAGGUACGUCCAGGUCGUCCGUAGAAGAGGACGAGGAGGAGGAAGAAGAGGAUAGCGUGUCGGGAAGGAGAGUGUGCUCGCGGUCAGUCAGGAAAUGACUAUAUCGUACGCGAGCGAAGUGCCAAACGGCUCCAGCUUUGGCUGCUUCUGGAGGAUUCUGAUCAAAUGGCGUGGCUCUGUUUACAAGCUAAUCUGGCGGGAACUACUGGCGUACCUGUUCGUCUACUACCUCAUCAAUUUUACAUAUCGAUACCUUCUCAAUGACCAACAGCGGGUGAUUUUCGAGAAAAUCCGAUAUUACUUCGGCAACUCCAGCGAAUCUAUACCCAUGUCUUUCGUCCUGGGCUUCUACGUGAGCCUCGUUGUGAAGAGGUGGUGGGAGCAGUACAAGCUUUUGCCCUGGCCGGAUAAUCUGGCCCUCUUCAUCAGCGCCGCUAUUCCUGGAAACGACGAACGGGGGCGGCUAAUGAGACGCAACAUCGUGAGGUAUGCCGUGCUCGCGUACGUCAUUACGCUGCAGAGGAUUUCGCUUCGCGUCAAGAGGCGUUUCCCGACUCUCCAGCAUAUGGUGGAUGUAGGUCUGAUGAUGGAGUCGGAGAAGAAGAUUUUCGAGAUGAUGAACAAAAAAGCGGCCAUGUCUAAGUAUUGGAUGCCGCUCGUUUGGGCGACCAACAUCAUCAACAGGGCGAGGAAGGAGGCCCUGAUCACCAGUGAUCAGGUGGUGCAAACUCUCCUCGUCGAGCUCAGCGAUAUCCGGAAGAGGCUUGGCGCAUUGAUUGGUUACGAUACCGUUUGCGUUCCUCUAGUCUACACUCAGGUGGUAACACUAUCGUUGUAUGCCUACUUUUUCUCGGCUCUGCUUGGCAGACAAUUCGUCGAACAUUCCGGAGGUACCGGAAAAUACGAGGAGCCGGACAUGUAUUUUCCGUUUUUUACGACUCUACAGUUUUGCUUUUACGUUGGAUGGCUGAAAGUUGCCGAGGUGUUGAUUAAUCCAUUCGGCGAGGACGACGACGAUAUCGAGUUGAAUUGGCUGAUAGAUAGACACAUUAAGGCGGGUUACAUGAUCGUCGACGAGAUGCAUGAAGAACAUCCAGAAUUGCUCAAAGAUCAGUAUUGGGACGAAGUCGUGCCCAAAGACUUACCGUACACCGUCGCUAGCGAGCAGUAUCGUAAGGAAGAGCCGAAGGGCUCCGCGGAACAUUACAAGGUGAAAGAUAGCGACGCUCUUUACGCGAACGUAAUGUUGGGCACGCAGAUUCACAGUCACGUGCAGCACCGUAAAGCUCAUCAGGAUGACAUGUAUGCCGACUACGAAAGCGUCGACACUCCGUUGGUCGAGCGGAAAAAGAACGGCUGGUUUCAACGACAGAUCACCCGGGUGGGCUCGGUACGCAGCUCUUCGACCACGUACAGCAGCGGUGGUGGUUUCUUCACGCGAAACCGCCACAAUAGCGUGUACAGCAGCCCCGAGACCGGUCUCCCACAAACGAACAAUCCAAACUUCAAAAUGUCGCUCUACGAUCGUCUCGUGGGACGCAAGAGCGUGCGCAGUCAGCGUAUGGGUCGUCAAGGCACCAUGACGAAGCUGAACUCGGUGCCGGUGUCGCUGAAGAACAGGCCGCGCAUACCGACUCCGGACGUGACGAAGGAGGUGGUCGACCGUGAGCAGCGGUUGGCAUUGUCGGCGACGAACGCGGCGAACAUCGGCGCGGGCGUGGUGGGCGUGAUACCAACGAACGGUCACUAUCCGACCGACCUGUCGGUGGUAGUCCUGUCGCCUAUACAAGAAACCGAAGGCACACCCGCGUCCGGCAAGUCCGGCGCGGCGGCCCUCGCGCAAGCCGUGCUCUCGCCGACACUGACCAGCGCUGGCCUGAUGACGCCGGUGACUUUAACGCCGGUCGCCAUGGGCCACCUCACGCAGCUGGGUCUCAUGAAGACGACUUCGACGACGGCCACGCACAUCAAUAAUUCGGGCAACAUCGUGCAGGCGACGUUGACCGAGGUCAACAGUAGCGAAGAGGAGGGUAGCGGAAGUGGCAGCAGCAGGAGCGGCAGUAUCACCGGGCAAGAGGACCGUUCGACGCCGUUGAUCGACAACACCAACAGCCCGACCGGAAGCAACGGUAGCUCGCCCACCUUCGGCGGUUACAACGAUCGCUCGCCGAUCCUCAUGAGACCGGAGAAACUCGGCUACAUGGUCACCGCCGGCGUGCCCGCGCCGAGCAGCGGCACAGCCGCGGACGCGCGAGGUAGACGAUCGGCAUCCUUGCCCGGGCCGCCGGUCCUGCAGCCGCGGGACGACCGGAGUAUAUCGUUGCCGCAAUCGCCGGGAUUGCAGCCGCGAGAAACUCGAACGGCCUCCGUGUCGAGUAAGCAGAACGGGCUGGUUGACGUGGACAAGCUGGCCGGCGGUCACUCGGCGGGCAUCCGACCACGGACCAGUAGCUUCGGUCACGACUUGUCCAGGCCCACUCAGAGGGCACAGGACGCCUCGAGGAAAAUCAGCAGCGUCUCGUGCACGAACGCGUCGCUCUCGAGCGGCUUCGGCUCGGCGUCUUCGACGUCGUCCGCGAGCGUGUCCGCAACGACCACCGUCGCGGGCAGCAAGAGGGGCGAGGUUUACGUUUGAUAAAGGAAAAUCGACACGCGACACGGACGGUUGAGCCGUCCCGAUGAUUAGGAGGUACAUUUAGAAGGGUAAUUUAGACGGCGCAAUUCCGUCCGCGUUUCCUGAGAUUCAUCUCCGUCCGUUAUUGUGAUGUCUCGUGUAAAUGCACGUGACGGUUCGCGGUAUAUUUUUGUAAUUUCUCGCUCGUAUUCGGGGGAGUAACAUGAUUAUCCUCGAGGUAGAUGCGGAAGGUAACGCGAAUGUUCUUGAGAAACGCGAGAAGGAUAAUCCGUGCUACUCCGCUUAGCGCGUUUCUGAUAAUUUUACGAAACCUUUGGAAUGUCCUGCGAAUUUGAAACGAAUGAAGGCUUGACAGGAUGUUCCAAACGAUUCGCUACUGAAAAGUUGCAGUGGCGUCGUGCCACGGUUUAAAUAUUUUGUCGUAAUAACGAUCAACGAAGGGACAGAAUUUGUAGAUCGCACGAUUGUAAAUAGUAAUUUAUGUGUUAAAGACUCUAUAUGACUCGUAACGAUCAAUCCGAUGUAGGAACAUAUAUUUAAAAUGCGUAUGUAUUAUAUAAUCGUUAACAUUACUCGGCACGAGUGUAAGAUGGUUGGGAAUCUUGAAAUAGUUGCAUGAGAAGAUAAUUGGAUCUUCCCGACGAAGAUCACGCGGAUCGCAUAGCUGAUCGCCGACCGAUUAUCGACUUACACUCGCGACGAAGGAAAAAGCUAUAAGUGUAAUAAUAGUACGAAACAAAGUGCUUUAACAACUUAACGGGAAAUCUUGGAAAUGUACUUUUUGUAUCGUCGUGCAAUAAAAUACAAUACUGUAAGGAUGCGUCGAUUAUAAUGUUACAGCGCACACUAGUUGCUACACUAGUUUGUUAUUAGUAACUCUUACCCGUAAUGUAUCGCAAUCUCAUUGUAAAUUUAUUCCUUCGCGUCAUGAUAUUGUGAUAUCGUUUUCUACGGAUAUCUGUAUGACGUUUUAUGUAGAUGUAUCUAUAUAGCGCUACGUGGAUCAAUGAUGCCGAGAGAAAUCAAAUCCGUUAGCUAUAUAAUAUAAUUCACGUACUUUUGUACAUAGUUUUACUUUCCUUUUCGACUUGCCGUUCUCCCUCCCCUCUGUCGUCUCGCUAGAAAUUUUUCAUACGUUUGUUUGCCAUAUGUUCGAUCGGUGCGACACAUCGAUAACCUCGUACACGCAUACAUACUUCUUCAUUUUGCCAUUUUUACAGACGCAUCGCGAAAAGUGAUGUAAGAGGCAGUUCAUGAGAGUUUAAGCGAUCAGCAUUUCCGAUGUUUCCUCGCAUGUACAUUCCGACUGUUUUAAUCUUAUUCGAUAUAUCUCGGGUUAGCUGAAUUGAUUAGCGAAACGCGAACGAUAUUGGAAUACGCGUCGAUGACCGCGGAAAUAUUUAUCUGAGAAAUCGUAGAACAUAUAUCGGCAUUAGUUUCUAUUAUAUUCUCGAUGGACGGAAAAUAAUUUGAGACAAAGCGCUUCUUGUAUGCGCAUCUCGGUGACGUUUGACGUGCAAUCACGUCGUGGCUCAAGUUGUUUGUAAUGACAAAGAGAGCUUCUUGUUAUUACGAGUAUA